CUGAGUUAUGCACCUACCGAAGCUCGGCUUACUACACCUCUCCUAGCCAUAGCUUCUACAGCAGCGAUACCGAUAGAAGAAGCUGUGCAACCAGAAGUACCGCUGAAAGCAUUGAGGCUGCUCACUUACUUGAUAAAGGAAAAGUUCGAAAGUGGAGAGUCAUUACACGAUUUGAUAGCGGGUGAGCAGCUUCUGGUUCUGGUCGAUGCUGCAGUCAAGACCUCAGUGGAAACAUCGAAGCCAGAGGUUCUAUAUCAAUGCCGACGUAUCACAGAAGGACUUCGACUUGCUGAAGUUUUUUGGACUCGAAGUUAUCGCAAAUGUGUCAGUAUACACGGCGUCGCAGUUGUAAUGGAGCUGCUGCGGUUACUAGCUGCUCUCAAAGACUUCUCAAAGCUUCAUAAAGACCAAUACUGGAGAUCUCUGAAGGAUCCACGCCUUGUGGCCUUCCUUGCUUAUGCUGUUUGUUAUGGUGAUCAUGAAAUGGUGCAUAAUGCUUUGGUGCUAUAUACUCACUGCUCUCAACUUCAUGCUUUUCCCAGUAAAUGGCUGGGUGAUCUCAUCGCUUCUUGUUCUCAAGCAAAGCAGUCCCUACAUGAUAGUAGAGUCACAUCACCUAACACCUCAAGCGAGAUGAGGUGA
Cylicostephanus goldi is the source of this 642-nucleotide messenger RNA. NCBI's taxonomy places the organism in Eukaryota, Metazoa, Nematoda, Chromadorea, Rhabditida, Strongylidae. The record is from the annotation of a GenBank genome assembly.